Molecule: messenger RNA, 534 nt
Organism: Asparagus officinalis (garden asparagus)
Lineage: Eukaryota; Viridiplantae; Streptophyta; Magnoliopsida; Asparagales; Asparagaceae
Product: leucine-rich repeat receptor-like serine/threonine-protein kinase BAM1
Exons: 2
Coding region: 1-534 (177 amino acids)
Biological process (GO): protein phosphorylation
Molecular function (GO): ATP binding; protein kinase activity
Source: RefSeq, a predicted model, not a curated record
AUGCCUAAUGGCGAUCACGUGGCCGUUAAAAGACUCCCAGCAAUGAGUCGGGCAUCCUCACACGAUCAUGAGUUCAACGCUAAAAUCCAAACUCUGAGCAGAAUCAGACACAGACACAUCGUUAGGCUGCUGGGUUUUUGCUCAAAUCAUGAAACCAAUCUCUUGGUGUACGAGUAUAUGCCUAAUGGGAGUCUUGGCGAGCUUCUUCAUGGCAAAAAAGGAGGGUUUUUGCAUUGGGAUGCUAGAUAUAAGAUUGCAGUGGAGGCCGCCAAGGGAUUGUGCUAUCUGUACCACGAUUGUUCUCCCUUGAUCCUUCACCGUGAUGUGAAGUCGAAUAAUAUACUUCUGGAUUCGAAUUUGGAAGCUCAUGUUGCUGAUUUUGGGCUGGCAAAGUUCUUACAGGAUUCUGAGACUUCUGAGUGUAUGUCUGCCAUAGCUGGGUCUUAUGGCUACAUUGCUCUAGUCAGUUUGAUUUCUUUUUACGAGCUAUUUGAUCCCCUGCAUAGAAGAAAAUUAAUGAAAGACUUUAGAUGA